This is a messenger RNA of Brienomyrus brachyistius, 2015 nucleotides long. RefSeq lists its product as uncharacterized. The record is from RefSeq and is a predicted model, not a curated record. NCBI's taxonomy places the organism in Eukaryota, Metazoa, Chordata, Actinopteri, Osteoglossiformes, Mormyridae. Gene Ontology annotation, molecular function: protein binding. The coding region runs from base 15 to 1553 and encodes 512 amino acids. Gene Ontology annotation, biological process: SCF-dependent proteasomal ubiquitin-dependent protein catabolic process. Gene Ontology annotation, cellular component: SCF ubiquitin ligase complex. The transcript is spliced from 13 exons.
UCUGUGUAUCUUUCAUGUUCUGCAUAUGUCUGUGUAUCUUUCAUGUUGUUCCAGGUGUGUCGCCAGGGCUACAGUCUAGACGGUAUGGAGAGAGGAGACACUGGGGACGAUCAAGCUUAUCCUGGUCAUCAUUCACCCAUGGGCAGCUGUUGCCAAGGUCUCAGCCUCGGAACAGACCUUCAUCUCCAGCGGGGAGAAAGUCCUCCUCAGCAGGUACCCUAAGGCCUGGACCUCCGCGUGAGGACAAGCUUUUGAGGGCUGGAAGGGCGGCAUCUACAUUAUCCUGCUCUCCUCAGCAAAGCCACACCAAAGCAGAAGUACUACCUCCGCAAGCUAAUAACCUUUCAGAGGCUGGAAAAUGCACGCCCAUUAUUGGGGGCAGUGACUCUGUGCCAUGGCUGUCCCUCCCUGAUGAGCUGUGGAUGUGCAUCCUGUCGCUGGUACGGCACAGAGACCUGGUCCACGUUGCGACGGCCUGCCAUCGACUUCGCCACCUGGCCCAUGAGAAGAAGCUCUGGGAGGAGGUUCUACUUGAGGAUCAGCCCUGUCUGACUGACCAGUUGCUGAGCAGUGUCGGUAGGCAUGGUCCUCGUAGGCUGACCUUGAACAGGUGCAGACGUUUGCAAGUUACUUCCAGGGGGCUGGAUGACUUGUUCGCACAGUGCAAACAUACCCUUCAGGAACUAAAGAUGACCAGCUGCAGUGGGCCUGGUUUCCACGGAGACGACGUGCUGCUUUCCUGCAGCCGUCACUGUGCCCACCUGACCGCUGUGGACAUGAGCUGGACAGGAGUCACAGAUGCUGGCAUCACUGCUCUGGUCACUGCUUGUGCCAACCUGGAGAAAGUGGCAGUGAAUGGGUGUCGAAUGACGGACGAGGCCAUCACACUGCUGAUCGCAAGAUGUGGGAAAAGUCUCCAUAGAUUGGAGCUGUUUGGCUGCUGCUCACUCGGCACGGAAUGUCUGAACACUGUGGCACAGAACUGUCCCAACCUGAAAGGUCUGAACAUCGGAAAGAUUCCAAAGAUAUCAAAUUCCUGCUUAACCAACAUGAUGUCCGGUCUGAAGUAUCUGGGCUCACUGGACCUGACUGGACACCAUUCAGUGUACGACCAGACCAUCCACCACAUUGUCCGUCAGUGCCUUGGGCUGUGGAGCCUGACGCUGAGCUCGUGCCCCCAUGUCACGGAUGCCAGUAUGACUGAGAUCAGCACCUACUCCUGCUCCAUCAGGCACUUGGAUAUGAGUGGAUGUAAGGCGAUAACAGACAGAGGGAUCGAGGCAAUAGCCAUGUCCAGCCUCCAGCUGCAGGACCUGGACCUGAGCCUGACAUCAACAGGAAGCAGAGGUGUCCAUCUCCUGGCAAAUUACUGCUACAGGUACCUGAAGACAGUGAAACUGAGCUUUUGCUGCGUAUCUCAGGAUGCAGUCAGGAAACUCUGCAGACACUGCAAAGGACUGAGGCUGCUGCAUCUCUUUGGCUGCCAUGACGUCCGCAAUAUUAAAGAGUUAAAGGAGAUUAACAGGAACACUGAAGUGCAGUGUGAUCGCUGAGACCACCCGGACAGCAGGGUGCAUCAACAGAAGACAAUUUAAAUUUCAUUCCCCGGCUGAAAAUGGUGCUUCACGGUUUCCACUGAAAUACUGCAGUAUAGCUGCAUGCAGGAUGAUUGUGUGUGUGUGUGUGUGUGUGUGUGUGUAUUUAUGUUUUUAAUUAUUACAUUGUGGAGACCAAAUGUUCCUACGAUGUCAUAAAAACCUGAUAUUUUGACCUUGUGGGGACACUUUUUUUUGCAUCUAAAGAAAGAAACAUUUUUUCUGUCCUCAGUUUUAUGCAAAUCUGUGACUGCGAACAAAAAAAAACUAAAUUAGCCAAAUGUCAUAUUUUGUUAGGUUACUUAUGGUCAAGGUUAGGGCUGGGUAGGGGUUAAGGUUGUCAUUGUUGUGAAUAGAGUUUUUCCCAUAGAAAUGAAUGGAAGAUCCCCAUUUAGAUAGGUAGGCCAACACGUGUGUGUG